Messenger RNA from Fusarium vanettenii 77-13-4, 1137 nucleotides. RefSeq lists its product as uncharacterized. The coding region runs from base 1 to 1137 and encodes 378 amino acids. Gene Ontology annotation, cellular component: nucleus. The transcript is spliced from 5 exons. Lineage: Eukaryota; Fungi; Ascomycota; Sordariomycetes; Hypocreales; Nectriaceae. Gene Ontology annotation, biological process: positive regulation of transcription by RNA polymerase II. The record is from RefSeq and is a predicted model, not a curated record. Gene Ontology annotation, molecular function: transcription cis-regulatory region binding; DNA-binding transcription factor activity, RNA polymerase II-specific; zinc ion binding.
AUGCCGCCAAAGAAACGGCCCUAUGUACCAAAGACGAAGGGUUGCCACGAGUGCUCGAAACGACGCAUUCACUGCGACCGCAACGAGCCUAGCUGCAACAAAUGCGCCUCUCGUGGCCUAAAGUGCAGUGGACUUGGGAUUCGUCAUCGAUUCAACAAGGGUGUUGCUGCGAGGGGCAAGUGGGCAGGAAAGACCAUCGAAAGGGUCUAUGAAGAGAAUUCAUGGAGUCUUUCCGGAAACGACAAACAUGACACGAUACCCUCAAAGUCGACUUCCACACUGUCCCACAACCUACACGCUAAUAACCAGCAGCACACCAUCUUUGGCGGAAGUUUUGAUAUUGAUGACUUUUACGUCCCGGAUCCGUACCAGCUCUGCGGACGCACCCUUCGUGGUUUACGACAACGACAGGAACUUGUCAACGCUGAUCAAACCGAGAAACACUCCGUCUUGAUAAGUCUCUUGCUUCUCAUCACAGCCGUGUUGGUGACUGGAGGUUCUGACUUUCCGGUCCUGUUCCGGAUGAUGGAGUCGGCGUUUGAUGCUAUUGGGGGCAAAGAAGGGCUCGGGACUGGGACCCUGGCCGAGUUUAUCAUGCGGGAGCUACACAAACUUCGAGUCUACGCUGCUCCGCACCUCGGCGAAGAAACAGGCCUCGAGAUGAUUUCCUCACAAGCCCGAACCGCUCAACUAUUCGGAUGUCUCAACCACUGCAUAGACCAAUAUCCCCAGCACUCAUCUCUAUCUUCACAAUUCGCAGAUCUCGUGUACCAGGCGCGAGACAUUUAUCUCCAACAAGUCAUGUCAGAUCAGACUUCUGCAUUUUUCAACUUUGAGCCAGUCCCAGGUAACCCAGGCUCCGUGGCCCGCCUCGAAAAAUUCAUCGAAUCACUCAAGAAGAUUCCACACACGUCUCCUGUCGAGCACAUGCUUAUCUGGACAACAUUUGUAGCGGCUUCAGAUGCCCAACUUGAUGAGCACAAGGCGUUUUUCGAAAAGGUGCUUCGAAGACAUCAUGCGAGAAGUGGAUUUGGGAAUUUGCUCAAGGGUAUAGAAUCACUCAAGAAGUUAUGGAGUCGGAAACCGGGGGAGAGGUGGACUUCUUUGUUACCGCAGGAAAAGGUCCUUGUUGCGUGA